UCUUUGCAUCAUCCAAUCAGGUUUCAUUUCAAUGCACUUAAAAGGAGACAGAGCAGAAACUCUCAGCAUGUGAGCAGAAACUUGUUCAACAAGCAUCUGUCAACCAGAAGACUGUCUUCAAACCAGCAACAGCAGAAGGAAAUGGCUUCCCAAAUUGCAAAGGUCACCAAGGGUCUGACCACUGCUGCAGACAUGCGGAAAACUACCCAGAUGCUGAUGCAGCCAAAUGCAAACUGGGAGGAGUAUCUGGCUCCUGCUCCUCUCUCCAUCGCCAUCAUGGGGGAGUUGGUCUUCAUCUCCUCAAGCACCGACUUCUCCAUUAACAAGAACCCCCCAAAAGAUGGAUUCAAGUACAUAAAGUACCCAGAUUCCUUCAGGGCUUGUCUCAUGCAAAUCUGUAACUCAGGCUGGCAAGCUUUCAAUAUCGCCCAUAAAAAUAUGGAUCAAAUCCGCAUUCAUACAGCCUCUGUUCCAGACUACAUGAAAGCAGCAGUGAAAUUCCUCUUUCAGGGAGAUGAUGAAAUUGUUGAAAAGUUUCUCCCAAACCAGCUGGAAAGCAUCCGUACCAUUGCAGAGGACUGUGUGAAGCUAGCUGAUGGAGUAGAACAGAAAUAUCAGGAUGUCAUUAGUUUAAUCCAGGAGCUGCUGGAAGCCUGCAUUAAUGCUAAACACAUCUAUGGUGAAGACCUGGAAAAGGUUCAGAAUAAAAUCAAGGAAAAUAAAUUGAGGGAAAAGACUGCAAAAGAGCUAGAAGAAAAAUAUGAUAAAGCAAUGAAGGCCAUGGAAAAACAGGUUGAAGAAGCACAAGAACAGUUCAAAACAUCAAUGAACUCCCUCCCAACAGGGGCUGAAUUGAUUGUCAUGGAAAUUGCUGGUGCAUUCUCACAGACAGUGACUGCAAUGGGGAGCGCAGUAGCUGCAAUGGCCUCACGACAACCCCAAACCCAACCCCAACAAUGUACACAGACUGGAUCUUCAGAACAGGUUGCCCAAAAAAACGAAACAGAAAAAGAGGACCCGGCCGCAGAAAUGGAAAUCUACGCCAAGUCUCCAGAGAUCCUUACCUCAGUAGGAUCUUUCUUAGAGUACAUAGAUAAAGAUGAGAUCAUCUGGAAAACGCUGUAUGACCAGCAGAAAAAGGAACCAAAAACUAAAUUUUUCAAAGGAAUAUUAGAAAGGAUCUCUAAGGAGAUGGAGAAGGCAGAAAAGAGCAAAGCCAAAGACUCUGCAUUGUCUCUGUGCAAGAGAGGCAUCGCCAUCUUUGAACAGAUCGCAACAUAUUCUCCAGACAAGAAAUGGGAUAAGACAAAAACAAAAAAGCUGAUUGAGGAAGUAAGAAAGCUGCAACAGGAUACUCAGCAGUUUGACUCUAAGAGCAAAAUGAAGAAUGGUGUUUCAGCUAUUACUGCUCAACCUCCAAUGAUGUCCAAAAUGAAUCCAGGUCAGAAUGCAGGCCAGAUGGCAGUUCAGAAUGCACGCUUCCAGAUCGAGCAGAGCAAAGAGCAGCUGAAGCAAUGCAGAGAAGAAUAUAACAAGGCUGUGGGGAGAAUGGAGAGAAACAAGAAAGAGCUGACCGACAUCCUGGUGGAGAUGCAAAACUGCGACGUUAAAAAGAUUGAGUUUGACACCACGAUCAAAAUGCUGGUCAAAGGUAUGGAUGCCAUGGGCCGAGUGAAAGAGCAGUGGGAGAAGAUGGUGCGCUUCUUCCAGAUGGUGGCAAAUAUUGUGAAAACCAGUCUUUCAAAAACCAUGAACCACUUCGCACAGAGUGCUAAAGAUGCACAAACACUGUCCUACAAUUCCAGGCUCUUUACCAAAGACCUGCUGUACAACCAGGCCUUUCAAGCUUCCAACAUCGCCAGUCUGGUCCAUAUGAUCUCAGGGACCUACUGUGAAGUGUCCAACAAACACCUGAUGGACAGGAUCAGCAGCCUAGGUAGGCUCAUGACUUUGGAAAAUACCAACCCAGAGUUUGACAAGGAGCGCAAAAAGCUGCAGGAAUCCUGCCAAGACGCUCAAGAAAGCAUCUUAAAAUUGGUGAUACAAAACAAGAAAGAUUUUGAGAAAAAUACAGAUACCAGAAUGGCACAAAUUGAAGGUGGGCUGAAGGCUGUUCUGCCUGCUGCUGACCCAGAGGAAACUAAAAGGAUCCAAGAAAUUGUUCAAGGUGGCAUGACAGAAGAAGAAACAGAUUGUUACAUUUAAACACAGUUUGGUGCAGAUCUUAUAACAAUAAAGGGCAUAUAAAGAAAGUGUGGUGAUAAAACUGGAAUCAUGUGGGUAUUUUUGUUUUUAUAUAAACACAUUUUAUGUAAUCAAACUGGCAACUUAUUUCUGCAUAAUCACUGGUUUUGAGGUGGGAAGGUUAAUAAUGAUACAUUAUCUUUGGGUUGUUUUUUAUCUUGAAUUUUCUCUGUGAAAAUGCUGGUAAUCAGUAGUUUGGUUCUGUGUUUAUGUAAGACCAAGUGUUCCAAGUCUAUCUUCAAAGUUAAGUAGACAUACAUUUGAAUUUUGAAAUAAGAAAUUGUCAACUUUGAUGUUUUGUGCCAGAACACUGCAGAAGAAGCUUUUCAGAGGGAAAAAAAUUAUUAGAAACAUAGAGGUACAUCUUUUCCUGAUAAAUAGGAUAUGAUGUAGCAUGUUGUAAGAGAAUUAUGAAACAUGAUUGUAGCCCGACAUUCAUAUUUUCAUAAUAAAAAACUAUCCCAACAACAAAA
Molecule: messenger RNA, 2717 nt
Organism: Oryzias melastigma (Indian medaka)
Lineage: Eukaryota; Metazoa; Chordata; Actinopteri; Beloniformes; Adrianichthyidae
Exons: 2
Coding region: 142-2205 (687 amino acids)
Source: RefSeq, a predicted model, not a curated record